AUGGUAGACGUAACAACGGCUCCACCAUCCACCGGUGGAGCGUCCCUAAUUGGACGAACCAGAGGUGCACUUAAGUCCGUCAGGUCUGCGCUGGGAGGCAGUGGAGAGUACCUGCAGGGUCUAGGAAGUAGAAUAGGCUCCGCUCUAAGUAGCAGUUUAGAAGAAAGUGAAUUGACCACGACCCCGUCGACACCGCCCUCCUCGCCACAAGCACCACCUCAGACUGAGAAAGAGGAGGACCACCUGGCCAGAAGGAAAUUAAGGCUACCCAGAUUUGGAGCUGGUUUAACAUAUGAGGACUACGAAGCGAUGGCGAGGCACAAAUUGGAGCGUCAGGGUAGCGCCAAUGUGUCGCGGUGUAUGAGGAAAUACCCUCCGGGGAUGACCUACGAGGAAAUAGCGUCCUCGAGAUCAGCUGUGACCAAAAAACAGGAGAAUAAAAUCGAGGAAGAUAAUAGUCCAGAUAGGGACAGUCAGGAAAGCAUAGAGCCCCUUCAAGAGAAGGACAUCAAAGCCACAGGACCCGAUCCAUUUGAUAAAUUAAAUUACAAAGCAGCAAGGGCCCCGACCCGCUAUCAGACGGUCGUUUUUCGUUUAGAUAUGCCCUGUAGCAGCGACUCGACGAGCGAUCAAGACGGCUACGGCCCCAGCACGAGCCUAGAUUCGAAUAUGGAUGGGCGAAGAAUGUGGCAGAGAUCAGGUUCAUCGGGAUCACUACAAUCUUGGGCUUCCAGUCUAUCAGCAGACAGCCUGUCUGAGGAAGCCGCCGCGGACUUCAUGAAAUCCUUUGUACCUCUUCUGUUCGACGCUCCAAACACUAUUGAUCAAGAACAAAAAGCGAACUUCGGCCAAAUGGUUCUUACAGAAUCUGGUAGAAUAUGGUUCGCGAGAGUAGUGAAUGCGAGAAGAGCCCGUCCUUGCGUUACAGAGGCUUCGUUUUAUUCAUUGGCGCAACAUUUUGCAGUGGCGCUCUUCGAGUGUCACGAAGCCGACGACUUUGCACCAGCGAAAAGUCUCAUGAAUAUGUGCUUCACAUUCUACCACGAAGUUGAAGUACCCGGAUUGGAGCCGUAUCGAGAAUACUUGUACACGCAUCUGCGAGUACAACCGAUUUGGACGUCGAUGAGAUUCUGGACGGCAGCGUUUUUCGACGCGGUGCAGUGCGAACGAGCUUCGAGGCCAGUUCCCCCGAGACCCAAAUCCCUCGACCAGGAAGCCAUAGCUGUUGAGGAUCGAAGAUUUCAGGCUAACAUCGUUUUCGGGCAAUUAGGAACGUUUACUUGUAAUAUGCACGCAUUUGGCCUGUCGCGAACCCUGUGCUUAGAAUUCCUUAGGAAACAGUGCGUGAUCGCUAAUUUAACGAAAGACCAGGAAAAAAUGUUACGAGACAACAUAGAAAGAAUGUACAACGAGACUGAACCCUGGCGGUAGUUUCAUUUGGUCAUGUUCCUGCAACCUUUGGAAACAGUUCAUUCGAAACAUGUCCAGCUCCUCAAGUGCGAUUUGCGGAAAAGAUCGACGCGGAAGUAAUUGAAUCGUAACUCCAAUGAAAAGUGGGAACGUACGAUUCUGGAAAGAGCAAAAAUGUCAAUUUGAUCGAGUAAUAACAAUCCCAAACCA
Molecule: messenger RNA, 1620 nt
Organism: Dufourea novaeangliae
Lineage: Eukaryota; Metazoa; Arthropoda; Insecta; Hymenoptera; Halictidae
Exons: 9
Coding region: 1-1431 (476 amino acids)
Source: RefSeq, a predicted model, not a curated record